ACUAAAGACGCUUUGCUGAUGAUAUCAGUUACAUUUUGUGUCGGCCAUUUUAGGUGCACCGGUGACAUUCUUCGAUGACAAACCAGGCAGUGCAGCAUAAUAUAAAUGUUAUUCGAAAGUGAAGAGAAAAUAACUUGUAACGUUUAAUGUUUUUGGAAAAAAGAAUUCAUAAUUACAAACAGCUAGUUGGCUCAUUAAAUCGCAUUAGAUAGCCGGUGAUUUGUCGUACUUUCGACCUCGCUGCGCGUGACUGGACUACAAUCUUCUGGGCGUUUCCAUGGUGACAUCAGCAGGCUGCCGUGAGCUGACACGUACGGUUUUGUUUUAGAAAAAAACUUAACUGUAAAGCAGAGAAAAGGAAACAGCUCGUAACAGAGAGGUUUCGGAAUAGCACAUUGCAUGCUGUGUUGCCUUGUUGUAGGCAGCGAGAAAAGUACUGGGGUGCUGUGUCUGAGUGUGAAGAAAGAAGACAGCGUUUCAUCAGAAGUCUCAUCAGAUCUCAGUCCCUGAUUUCACCAUGAACGUGUUUGACCGCAGCAUCAACAUUGAUGCCCUCUUCAAGUUCUCCCAAAUAUCUCAUUCCACCCAGGUGCACUUGAAGAAUGUGUACUCAAGCUUGGCAGUUUGUAUGUUUGUGGCCGCUGCCGGCUCCUAUGUCCAUGUCGUCACACGCCUCUUUCAGGGUGGUGUGCUGUCUGUGCUUGGAUCCCUGGGGUUGAUGUUCUGGCUUGCCAUGACCCCCCACAACCCUGAGACAGAGAAGAAGAGACUGGCUAUCCUCGCAGGAUUUGCCUUCCUCACAGGUGUUGGCCUUGGACCCACACUGGACUUUGUCAUCUCUGUCAAUCCGAGUAUCAUUGUGACUGCCUUCAUGGGAACCUCUGUGAUUUUCAUCUGCUUCACUCUCAGCGCCCUCUACGCCAAACGCAGGACCUACCUGUUCCUUGGAGGCACACUCAUGUCCGGCCUUUCCCUCCUGUUCCUGAUGUCUCUGAUGAACAUGUUCUUUGGAUCUAUGGUUCUGUUUAAGGCACACAUGUACCUGGGGCUGCUCAUCAUGUGCGGCUUUGUCCUGUUUGACACUCAGCUCAUCAUCGAGAAAGCAGAAAACGGGGACAAGGACUACGUCUGGCACUGUGUGGACUUGUUUCUUGAUUUCAUCACCAUCUUCAGGAAACUGAUGGUCAUCCUUGCCAUGAACGAUAAGGAGAAGAAGAAGGAGAAGAAGUAAAGAGUCUUUGAGUAGCAGGAAUAAAAAACAAUCAGAAAAGGCACAAUUUGCAACGCACUUGGUGCUUUUCACUUUCUGUCUUCAUUUUGAAAUUUAACUCCUAUGUGGUCUUACAUUGUUGAAAAUUCUUUGAUUUAUCAUAUACUUUUUUUCUAAACUUACAAGGGUUGAAUGUAAGUUUAUGGUAUGGUAUGCUCGUCCCAUCCUGGCUGUGAAUGAAUACUUUAACGCUGCAGUGAUAACGCUUGGCCUGUAGAGGGGAGCGUUGCCCUAUGAUUGCUCCCAGAAGCUGAGCGGCACCUAAUGAGGAUUUUUUCAUAUUUACUUGUUCUUUAGUGCCAUAAAUUAACAUGAUAGGCUCCUUUUUAUAGUGGGUCACGUGAGCUUCUGAAACUGAUAAUUGUAAUAUUUUAUGUAAUUUCAUUAUUUAUAGUUUUCCUUGGAUUUCUUAAGUGAAAUGUUGCCACAUAUGGUCCCAUGGUUUUUGACAGCAGCUCCUCCUUUUCAGAAAUUUUCCUCUGAUUUGUUUUGCUCCCACGUUUUUUGGUUUUGGGUAAGAGUGAAGAGUGCUAACACUGAUUAAAACCCCAGAAGCCUGUCAGACUUGUUAUGAUCUACACUGAACUCAUUCAGAGGGACUUUCAGCCACUUGCUGGUUUGGAUUUUGGAUUUUGGCCUCAUUGAGGAGGAAGAAUUGCUGCCAUCUGUCCUUUUCUCUUUCAUUUUGUUCCUUCAACUUGGAUUGACGGGCGAAUGAUUCAGACCGCUCCCCUUGUAAAUCUGUUGUCUAGACAAUAGUUUGCCAGAUGAUGAUGUUAACCUGAAAAUUUGGCAUCUGUAUAAUUCCUUUUUUUCCUCUUUUUGCCUUUUUUUCUUUUCUUUUCAAAGUGUAUACUGUGAAAAUUUUAUUUUGUUGAUGUAAAACUGAAACUAAUAAUUUGAUACAUUUGCUCAAAUAAAUGUGUUGAACAUACUGA
This is a messenger RNA of Pundamilia nyererei, 2208 nucleotides long. RefSeq names its product testis enhanced gene transcript (BAX inhibitor 1) (gene tmbim6). The record is from RefSeq and is a predicted model, not a curated record. Gene Ontology annotation, biological process: negative regulation of endoribonuclease activity; negative regulation of RNA splicing; cellular response to unfolded protein. Gene Ontology annotation, cellular component: mitochondrial membrane. Lineage: Eukaryota; Metazoa; Chordata; Actinopteri; Cichliformes; Cichlidae. Bases 518 to 1231 code for a protein of 237 amino acids. Gene Ontology annotation, molecular function: enzyme binding. The transcript is spliced from 11 exons.